CCUUGCCCAUGCUUGCCGGCUUGGACCCUGCUCUUGGCGCCUGUCAUCGCCCAAUAAUUCGAGCGACGGCUGGUGGGUGAAGAAUAUCAGAAACACACAGUUGAGCUUGUGCCGGUCAUACUGCAGUCCCAUGGCUGACGACAUGUUUGCGCCGCCCGUGAACCGCGCCAUGAAGGUGCUGGACCGCAGCUUCUUCCAGAAAACGGUCCCCGCAUCUGCGGCGAGAAUCUUCAAGCCGCAGGACAUUGCGCGCUGCCGCAAGGAGCUGCAGCUCAGCAACGACACGCUCCCCAACAACCGCAUACAGCCGGUCCGGCCAGACCCCGACGCCGAACGGGCGCAGAAGGGCGGCAAGUGCCUCGUCCUGAAGCCUGAUAUUGUGCACAACGAUCGUACCACAUGGAGCCCUAAGCUGCGCGACCUCGAGCAGGACGGCACGCUCGGCGUGCUACCCUACCAGCUGCACCUCGACUACGACUACUUCAGCUACGCGGAGAUCACGAGCGCGACCAUACCCCCGCCCGAGAAGAAGAACGACGACGAGAUACCCCAGGGCUUCACGCUGGCCGGCCAUGUCGCCCACCUCAAUCUGCGCGAGCGCUACUGGCCGUACAAGCACCUCAUUGCGACGGUGCUCGCCGACAAAAACCCCAUGGUGAAGACGGUCAUCAACAAGCUGGACAACGUCGGCAGCGAGAACGCCUUCCGCACGUUCCAGUACGAGGUCCUCGUUGGCGAAGACGACCUCAACGUCGAAGUCCACGAGCAGGGCUGCACCUUCAAGUUCGACUUUGCCAAAGUCUACUGGAACACGCGCCUGCACACCGAGCACGAGCGGAUCUGCUCCAUCUUCCAGGAGGGCGAGGCAGUCUGCGACGUCACCGCCGGCGUGGGUCCUUUUGCCGUGCCGGCAGGCAAGAAGCGCUGCUUCGUGUGGGCCAACGACCUGAACCCCGACAGCUUCAAGAGCCUGGCGCACAACAUCACGCUCAACAAGGUCGGCGACUACGUGCGCGCCUUCAACAGCGACGGCACCGACUUCAUCCGCACCGCGUCGCACGAGCUCCUCACAACCGAGCACGCCGUCGACAUCAUGCCCAAGACCAAGUUCUCGCGCUCCAACCCGCCCAAGACCAAACCCGCGCCCCUCAAAACCCUCACGCAGCCGCGCCUCUUCAGCCACUACGUCAUGAACCUGCCCGCGUCGGGCAUAAACUUCGUCUCGAGCUUCGUGGGCCUGUACGCCAACGUGCCCGGUGUGCCCGUUGCCGACAUCCGCAAGCUGUUCGAGACCCGCGACUUGCCCAUGGUACACGUGCACUGCUUCAGCACCAAGAGCGACGACAACGUCAGGGAGAAGGAGGAGAUCUGCGAGGAGCUGUCGCGGCAGAUGGGAUAUACGCUCACGCCUGACAUGCCCGGUGUAGACAUCUAUGAUGUCAGGGAUGUGGCACCGAAGAAGCGCAUGUUCUGCGCUACCUUCAGGCUGCCGGAGGAGGUCGCUUUCCGGCAGGUGUGAGCGAGCAGGCGCUCUGGGGGAGGUGAGGUAUAGACAAAAGGUCGGCGUUUAUUCUCAAGAGCGGUAUUGGAUACCCAUAAAGGCCUGUUAAUGCAUCUACUUUGAACCACCU
Molecule: messenger RNA, 1631 nt
Organism: Boeremia exigua
Lineage: Eukaryota; Fungi; Ascomycota; Dothideomycetes; Pleosporales; Didymellaceae
Product: Met-10+ like-protein-domain-containing protein
Exons: 2
Coding region: 131-1519 (462 amino acids)
Biological process (GO): tRNA N1-guanine methylation; mitochondrial tRNA methylation
Cellular component (GO): cytoplasm; mitochondrial matrix
Source: RefSeq, a predicted model, not a curated record